Cadophora gregata is the source of this 1650-nucleotide messenger RNA. RefSeq lists its product as uncharacterized. NCBI's taxonomy places the organism in Eukaryota, Fungi, Ascomycota, Leotiomycetes, Helotiales, Ploettnerulaceae. The record is from RefSeq and is a predicted model, not a curated record. The transcript has a single exon. Gene Ontology annotation, molecular function: carbohydrate:proton symporter activity. Gene Ontology annotation, cellular component: membrane. The coding region runs from base 1 to 1650 and encodes 549 amino acids. Gene Ontology annotation, biological process: transmembrane transport; carbohydrate transport.
AUGGCGGCCAGAUAUAACGACAAUGCCGAUGAUCUCGGCAGAGCCGACACCAACAAUGACUAUCUUGCCGACCUGAAGACAUCUCCUGACCAUGUUGAAGAGGUAGUCAUCGCUCGUCUAACUGAAGAGGAUGUCUUUGGUCUCUCGCAGGAGUCCCUUAGAUUCAAAUCAUGGACCGGCUUUCGCCUUUGCCUCAUCAUGUUUGUCAUGGGCUGCAACCAAGCUGGAUAUGGAAUUGAUUGGGCAGUUAUUGGUGGUAUCAACGCCUACCCAGCGUGGCAUGAAUACUUUGGUUUUGGUACAAGCGGAGCUACUUUUGGUACAAUCAAUGCUUUGAUGACAAUCGGAACUGUCUGUGGUGCGCCGUUCCUCGCCCUGUCAGAUGUGAUCGGACGUCGAGGCAUCAACUUCCUUGGUAACGCCAUCGUCAUCGCAGCUGCCCUUCUACAGGGUCUCGCAGUCAACCUACCAAUGUUUAUGGCUGGCAGAUUUUUCCUUGGAUUUGGUUCCGCCCUCAUGUCUGCUCCUCAGUAUAUGGGAGAAGUUACACCAGCUCAUCUUCGUGGUCUGCUGGUCGGACUUUUUGGUGCCUGCUUCCAGAUUGGAAGUCUGGGAAUGAAUGCUGCUUUGCUUGGGUUCAAUAAGAUGGAGGGGAACUGGGGCUGGAGAAUCCCCCUACUUCUUGAAGCACUUUUCCCCGCGAUUGUCUGCUCUAGUAUCUACUUCAUCGCCCCAGAAAGUCCGAGGUACCUCAUCAUGAGGGGCAAGAAGGAGCAAGCCAAGAAGAUGAUCGCUCGCUACCACACAACGGAAGGGAACAACCCAGAUCACCCUCUCGUUGGAGUUGUUGUUCAACAAAUCGAGGAGUCUCUGGCACACACACCAAAGAAUCGUGAAGUUUGGGAUUUCAGAGCUUUCUUCAAGAGAGGUGCACGUUACAGAGUUCUUGUCUUGGUUCUCUACUCUGUAUUUCAGCAAUGGAAUGGCGGUGGUAUCAUCGGCCAAUAUCUGGUUCCUGCUCUGGAAACCAUCGGCAUCAAAGAUUCCAUGCAGCAGCUCGGUUUUAACUUCGGUUCGACCGCAGUGUACUUCGUCUUUACUGUGUUCGGUUCCUUGAUCAUCGACAAAUUCAAGCGUCGCACCCUGAUUUUCGCUGGUUUGAUCUCCUUCAUUAUCCUUCAGACAUGCGCUACAAUCACUUCAUGGCAAUACAAUCUACACGAAUCCCAAGCUCAAGCCGCCCUCACCGUCACGUGGAUUUUCAUCUUCCAAGCUUGUUCGGCAACACUCAUUGCUACUAUGCACAAUCUCUAUCCGGUCGAACUUCUGUCCUUGCAUCUCAGAGCAAAGGGUAUGGCUAUGUAUGGUCUCAUCCAGGGAGCAGCCGGAACCGUCAACAAUUACGGAAUUUCCGUGGGUAUCAACAAAAUCGGAUACAAGAUUUGGGUCGUAUACAUUGUAUACAACUCCAUUCAGCUGGUACUUUCGUACUUCAUAUUCCCUGAAACCCAUGGAUUGACGCUUGAGGAGAUGGAUGCUGUCUUCGAGACUCCUGGUGUUCGACCUGUCAAGAUGUCGAUGGAUAUUCAAAAGGCAAAGAAGGAAAAGGCAAGAAUGGAAGCCGAACAAGCUCAGCAUGGAGAGCUUUGA